Messenger RNA from Magallana angulata, 3743 nucleotides. Its product is annotated as lysM and putative peptidoglycan-binding domain-containing protein 3-like. Bases 203 to 1063 code for a protein of 286 amino acids. Lineage: Eukaryota; Metazoa; Mollusca; Bivalvia; Ostreida; Ostreidae. The transcript is spliced from 2 exons. The record is from RefSeq and is a predicted model, not a curated record.
GCCUUGACGCGUUACAGCUUCCGGUUUUACUUUCGACACAUCACAAGUGAUAAUCACAGGGUUGACAGACCUAUGUAAAAAUGUAGAACGGAAAUGUAUAUAUAUAGCAAACGCAGCAUCCUCUGUUAUUGUUGACCCCCCUAAAUAUAGAAAAUGAAUAUAUUUUCAAUGUGUUGUAUGGUAAAGCUUUAGAUUGUGUGGCAUGAGUUCAAGAAAGUCCAGACAGGAUGCUAACAACAAACCUUACAGCUACCAGCAACUAGGUGCAGAGGUUCAAAACUCCAAGAAGUCCAGAGUGUAUGUGUUUGGUAAUGCUGAUGUUCAAGAAGAUGAAGUUGUUGAAUUUGAAAUGUCUGAUGUGCGAUCCCGUAAAGGGGGACCAAAACCUACACAGAAAGAUGAAGAUGAGCAACUGUACUAUGAGAGAGAACUUACAGAGGGUGACACAUUACGCAGUCUUUCAUUACAGUAUGGAUGUCCGGUGGCUGAGAUCAAGAGAAUUAACAAUAUGAUCCAGGACCAAGAUUUUUAUGCUUAUAAGAAGAUUAAAGUGCCAAUCAAAAAGUAUUCUUUCCUAACUGAAACUCUCAAAACGGAAACAAAAUACGACAAACCCCAAUUUAAUGGCAUUACAGUGGUGGACGAAACUGACACAGAGAACACAGAAACAGACUCUGAGUCUGUGUGUAAUAUGAGUGACCCAGACACACAGCGGCUCAUGAUUAAAAAAUCUCUAAGCAUUAGAAGUCAGACAGGUCUCCAGUCCAAAGAAGCCAGAAGAUUUCUGCGCAGCAUGGAUAAAGACUUGGUGAAAUUUUGUAAAUCUGCCAAAACGAGACAUGAGUCUCUGGACGAAGUUGUGUCUCUGUUGACCAACAGGUCAAUACAACCUAUUCCACCUCCGAGACGGAAGUUCUUUGGCCACGACUGUGGAUUAACCUGGUGUUCGAUGAUUGGUUUCAUAGUGGUUCUUGCAAUUUUGAUUCCAUUAGGAAUUUUAAGUUAUUUAUGGUUCACUGGUCAUUUUUCUACCCACAGUUCUGCAGGUCAGAAUAAUGGAUGAUACAUGUAUUUGUAACGUUUAGAAAUUAUAAGAUUUGAAUUGAAAAUUUGUUGCAUAUAAUAUAUCAAACAAUCAUCACUCUAGACAGUGCUCCUUCUGUUAGUUUUAAAUCAAUUGUGGAAACUUUACAGUGUAUGAUUUUGAUGAUUUGUCUCAUAUGGAAGUUCAGAACAAAAAAAAUAUUUCUCAACAAUACUGUCCUCUUCUGUUGAUUUUUAAGAUGUUGGGGUGAAUGAAAGUUGAACUUUUCCCAGUCUAAUAAGCUGUUAUUUUUCAACUUUUUUUUUUCGAUUUGAAUAUGUAGAUGUGUGACAGUUAAAGAUGUGCAGUUAGGAUUAUUAAAUCAAAAUUGAAAAUCAGUUUCUUAUUUGAAAUAUAGUACUGGUACCUGAUACAUGAUAGGGUGAUAAGUUUUCGUUUAGGAUAUGUUCAUUGUAAAGUACAAGGUAUAAGAAUUAGACAAUUUUUCUAAUUAGUAAUUUUAAUUUCUACCCACAUUGAGUAUCAUGAACAGAAUGAAACUAAAAGUGCCAGAUGUGAUCUAACACAGUCAAAAUUUUCCUUCCAUAAGUUACCUCCAAGAGUUGCAGAGACCUUUGAUUAUGGAGAUUGGAUUCUGGAAGUUAAAAGAAAAAAUCAUUUUAAUCAAUCACUAGGCCAUUGCAAAUAACAAUGUGACGUAAAGGUAUUAUAAUAAAUGCUGCUAAUUAUUUGCAGUAUUUCUGCCUUGUCAGUUGGUUUACCACCUGUAGUGAUUCGAUAGCCAAAUCAAAUCCUCCCCAAAUGUGUUUUGGCUUUUUUUCACUAAUGGCAAUAGUUAUGAACAAGGCUGCUUUUAUUUUUGUGAUAGAUGUUCAGCUUAGCUGCUUACUAAACACUCAAUAAAAUACCUAUAGUAUCUUUAUCUGUCACACCUUUUGUCAUAAUAGAUUGUCAGGUAACCAAACACCUAAAAUAAUUGAUUUAAAAAAAUAUUCAAUUUAGACCUUUUUUUAUAAAAAUAAGCUUUAUCUUUUACAUGUGUCCUCUAAUUAUCUAUACACAGCUACCUGUUACCUUUAUAUAACCUUUCAACAGUGCUUUUUCAUGUUUGCUUGCCCUUUUUGUAUCAAGUACAUAGAUAUGAAAUGUGUGAAUAUUUAAUCACUGUCAUUUUUUCUCAUCUGUGUACCUUUGUUUAUACAUGAACAUGUACAUUGUACAUGUAUGUGUUGAAUCACAGUAACUUGCAUUUAAAGUCAAUGCAACUAAAAUGCCUAAAAUUCUGUAGAAAACAUUAAAAGCCUGUAGAAUUCCAAUAGCAUCUUACAAGGUUUCAUAAAUAAGCCGGCCUUUGGAUUCCAUGUACUGUUUCAUUUAUAUUACUGGUUGUGGUUUGAUACUGUGUAUCUGUAAAAGUCACAUGUAAUCAAAGACAUUUACUAUCACUGGAAAGGAUGUUUAUUUUGUUUUUAUUUACAAGAGCAUGUUCAUGUCAUUUCAUGUUAUUUUGUACAUGUUCGGGGAUGAAGCGUGGAGUUAAAACAUACGUAAAUCUUCCCAAACACCGGUAUCACAGAAGGAAUGUUAGAUUACUCACUGAACGUAUCAGUUUUAAGUUCCAUUGAUUCCAUUUUGUUUAAUACCAUUCUGCAUUUUUUGUCACUUGUGAUCAUGAAUUAGAACAUGGCAGUGAAUCAGCUUUGUUUCAGAGAAAAAAAAAUGUAUUAUGUAUUAAUUAAGAUAUGUUGACUUAUCAUCUUGAAUCCCCUUUAUUAUAUUUUAUUUCAUAUGCUAUAUUACUUUGAUCAUUGCUCCCUUUAAGAUUGUGAAAUCAUAAGAGAACUGAGAUACAUAAAUAACAUUUGAAUCUGAAGUUCACACAUUUCAAGUAAAUUACAUGUACAUGUGUACAUUGGAUUCUUCUGCCAUUUUUAAAGUUGCAUGCCUUAAUUGUAUCAUACAGUACAUAGACGUAUGCUUUGUCAUCAUUUAAUAUUUUUUGAUUGUGUAAUUAAAUUAAGAACAGAGUUUUGCCAUUUGUUUCCAUUGUUAUAUACAAUGUAUCAAGAUAUUUCGUGGACAGUUUAUGAAAUAAGAUAUAUUGACUUAUGAAUUAUUUUUUUUCUACAAAAUCUCUCCUGAUAUAUAAAUGUAAUGAAAGAACACAACCAAAAUUUCUCACUUGGCAUUCAAAUUCUUGUUUCCUUUAUUUGAUCUAUACUUAGGGAUGUACUAUUGGAAGUUUAUGGAGUAAGCUAGUCAUAUUUUAUUGAAAUAUGAUUUGUUUCAUAAUCAUUAAUGAAUCAUUUUCUGUUCGUAUUUGUAAUCUUGUAACUUCAUUUUGGAAUGACAUUUGUUCGACAAAUUUUUGAGAUUAAGAUUUCUAAUAAAUGUAAGAGUUGUCACUCCUGACUUAUAUUUUAUGAAUUUGUGUAGAUGGAGACAGUUUGUGGUUGUACCUCAAAUGUGCUCUCUUAAUGUUCCAUUUUAUCCUCCCCUUAUAAAUAUUUGUUGAAACAAUCACUUUUACAUGCAGAGUUCAGGUUGUAUCAUAUUCAAUAUAUUAGCAGAACAGCAUUUGAUAUUUUUCACUACAUAAAUGAUUUCCUUUAGGACAUCUCGUAACAUAUUUACAUGUACAAUGAUGUUGGGUGUAAGAUGGUGUCAAAGUCAGCCAUGAAUAAAAACUGCAAAAGAG